Molecule: messenger RNA, 2533 nt
Organism: Lagenorhynchus albirostris (white-beaked dolphin)
Lineage: Eukaryota; Metazoa; Chordata; Mammalia; Artiodactyla; Delphinidae
Gene: SMARCE1
Product: SWI/SNF related, matrix associated, actin dependent regulator of chromatin, subfamily e, member 1
Exons: 10
Coding region: 463-1638 (391 amino acids)
Biological process (GO): negative regulation of DNA-templated transcription
Cellular component (GO): SWI/SNF complex
Molecular function (GO): nucleosomal DNA binding; nuclear receptor binding
Source: RefSeq, a predicted model, not a curated record
GGCCCCGCGCGGGGAAGCUGAGGCCGCGCUCCCACCUCCCCUCGGCGCAGCUUCGCACCUCCCGCCGCGUCACCCGUCGCUGCUCCCGCUCCUCAACGGCCGCGGGGUUUGGGCCUACCUAGCGGUCGGGCCACCUCCGCUCUCUCCGCCGUGACGAAUCGGCGCCCGGCUGGCAAAUUACCCAAAUUCGGGGAGUUUUGAGAAACGUAUGGGGCCUGAAAAAAUCCUUGAUUGUACUAAGCACCACCGCGUCCCCACUAGAAGACUUAUUUUUCUUAAGAGAGUCGGUUGGAGCCUUGAAAGGAAUUAAGAAGAGUGUUGAAAGUGCGAGCGCGGAAGCUCCGGACGCGAGGGGCGGGGCGUGCGCGGGACAAAGGGAAGCGAGGCCGGAGCUGCGGGCGUUUUUUCUGCCCGCGGUGUCUCAGAUUCAUUCUUAAGGAACUGAGAACUUAAUCUUCCAAAAUGUCAAAAAGACCAUCUUAUGCCCCACCUCCCACCCCAGCUCCUGCAACACAAAUGCCCAGCACACCAGGGUUUGUGGGAUACAAUCCAUACAGUCAUCUCGCCUACAACAACUACAGGCUGGGAGGGAACCCGGGCACCAACAGCCGGGUCACGGCAUCCUCUGGUAUUACGAUUCCAAAACCCCCAAAGCCACCAGAUAAGCCGCUGAUGCCCUACAUGCGGUACAGCAGAAAGGUCUGGGACCAAGUAAAGGCUUCCAACCCUGACCUAAAGUUGUGGGAGAUUGGCAAGAUUAUUGGUGGCAUGUGGCGAGAUCUCACUGAUGAAGAAAAACAAGAAUAUUUAAACGAAUACGAAGCAGAAAAGAUAGAGUACAAUGAAUCUAUGAAGGCCUAUCAUAAUUCCCCCGCGUACCUUGCUUACAUAAAUGCAAAAAGUCGUGCAGAAGCUGCUUUAGAGGAAGAAAGUCGACAGAGACAGUCUCGCAUGGAGAAAGGAGAACCUUACAUGAGCAUUCAGCCUGCUGAAGAUCCAGAUGAUUAUGAUGAUGGCUUUUCAAUGAAGCACACAGCUACCGCCCGUUUCCAGAGAAAUCACCGCCUCAUCAGUGAAAUCCUUAGUGAGAGUGUGGUGCCAGACGUUCGGUCUGUUGUCACAACAGCUAGAAUGCAGGUCCUCAAACGACAGGUCCAGUCCUUAAUGGUUCAUCAGCGAAAACUAGAAGCUGAACUUCUUCAAAUAGAGGAGCGACACCAAGAAAAGAAGAGGAAAUUCCUGGAAAGCACAGAUUCAUUUAACAAUGAACUUAAAAGGAGGAGACACACCUUGAAGAAACGACGGAAAGCCAACAGAAUGGUGAAGAAGGCACGUCUACUCCUGAGGACAAGGAGAGCGGGCAGGAGGGGGUGGACAGUCUGGCAGAGGAAGGGACCAGUGAUAGUAACACUGGCUCAGAGAGCAACAGUGCAACUGUGGAGGAAGCACCAACAGACCCCGUACCAGAAGACGGGAAAAAAGAAUAAAUGUUGCCUUGUUUUAUGUGUUCUAAAUACUUUUUUAAAUGAAAAAAAUGUUUUUCGAGUUUUAAUGGUGUUAUGUGGUUUGUGUAUUAAUUUUUUUCUUGUCCAUAUCAUACCACCAAAGGCUUUUGGACCAUUUAGCAUCAUGAGCUGAAUGGCACAGUCACCUUUCUUAAGCGGGAAGAAGAUGAUUCUUUUCUUUGGAUCUUGUUUCUAGCCCUCAACUGUUGAAAGCCUCAGAAUUUAAAUUAAUUGAGAAAAUGCCCACCUCUUUUAGAGAAGUAUCCUUUGAUGCUGCAGAAUCUACUCUUAAAAUGCCUUCCUACAGCUCACUUGGGUGCUUCCCAAAGCCAUAGCUUUAAACCUUCCCAGUGCCCAUCAACAGCUUCCUGAAGGGCCCCUUUCCUGUUUGCUUCCACAGAGAGUAGCUUCUUGAAAACAUAGUUGUGUGAGUUCACUUACCCUUUUUUUAUUUUGAAUCAAUGUCAGAUACCAAGAGUUGUGUUAAGGUGUUUUGUGUACCUACAGCCAACACUUGGAUUGUAUUGAUCCAGAAAUAGUCUUCAUAGUUACUGGCUUAUGAAAUAGUCAUUAAAGUGAACAUGACACAUAUACAUUUAUCUAUACUGCCUUUUGUUAUAAUUAAUAUUGGAUAUGUUCUGGUGAAUUCAUCCCUAUUGUACGGCGGGGGAAAAUUACUUUUUUACCAAGUUUUCCAAAGACAGAAUAGAUCACAAAGCUGAAGGAAUUGAAUAUUCUUGCAAUGGAGGAAGUAACUUCAAAAUGAUUAGCCCAUUCUAGAAGAAAAACAGCUGGGAAUUAAGUUCAUCCACUGGAAAUUGUUUUACAAUAAUCAAAACAUUUAAAACCUCAAGGCUCAGGAUCCCAUAGAUAAGAGCCUACCUUUUUGAUAAACUCUUAGUAAAGUCUUAGAGACCAGAAGCAAGAUAGUUUGUGACACAUAUGCAUUCCAAAAACUAGAAUAGAUUUUUACUGAAUAGUGGUAUAACUGGUGGUAUAUGUUUCUUAAAGGUCCAAAUGUAAUAAAA